Molecule: messenger RNA, 1965 nt
Organism: Lindgomyces ingoldianus
Lineage: Eukaryota; Fungi; Ascomycota; Dothideomycetes; Pleosporales; Lindgomycetaceae
Exons: 2
Coding region: 172-1695 (507 amino acids)
Source: RefSeq, a predicted model, not a curated record
UUUUACUUCACUCCACCUUUCAACUGAAGACAGGCUUCAGACCGCGAAUAGGGUGUGGGAGGGAUCUUCCAACCGCCUCUACAAGGCUUGUAAGACUUCAGCUAUCUACAAGCUGGUCUCAGUCUCCAAAGCUGAACGCGUCCCCCCCGCAUCCGCUGUCGAGGUCUCGCAAUGGGUACCCUUACAGCCGAUUGUCCACGUCUGGACUCCCACUGCCCGCACAAAUUGGCAACGUCCUGCCGUCUUACCUCGAUAUCAAAUUGCUGCGCGUGUGCCGACGAGCGUCCUCACUCCCGUACCUACUCAGUCUAUAUCGAUGGCGUCGGUCUCGUCCAACGUGGGACGCGAUGGCAGGGCUACUGCUGGUUCUGCAAAGAAUUCUGGAAUAAUCGCCUCGCCGCUACAUACCCCCCCCUCCACUCCUCCCAGACUCAGAUUCCCUACAUCCCAGACCAGACCGAGUUUCUAGAGCGCUGGUUCGAGUUUCACCAGGGGUACCGGAUCGUGAAGCGUGCAGGCGGUAUUGAGGACCGCAUUGCUGUUGUCGGCGAGCCUUUAAAGGACGUGAGUCCCGGAUUCCUACCGCGAACACUACAUCAAUUGAGGAGUAGGAGGGUCAACGACCACAGGAGAGCCGAAAAUAGGUUCAGGAGAGCACCGCUGGAGUCGGAGGUGGUGAGCGAGGAACCCCCGCACCAGGGCCUUGAGGACGCAUUGGAUAGUCUACUCGAGGACGUCUCGGAUCACGAGCCAGACGGGAGAGAAGUAAGGAGAGACGUACAGGAGCGGGAACGGAACUCAAAUAUGCCCCGCCGCGACUCUACAGGGCUAUCGAGGCCUCUUUCACGCACCGAAAUCCAUCUUCAUCGUGCGCGGGAUCGACUCAUCCGCGUCUUUGGCACCCGAGAACAAAUCGAGCAAGACGACUACCAAUCACCCAUCUCGACUAUGUACAAUCGAGCCUACGACAGAUAUCGACAGGCUGAGGACCGGCGGGCAUCUGGCGAUACUAUUGCGCCAUCUUCCACUGCCUCCCUUUCGCCUCAGGAACGGGAAGAUCUUGAGCAACAAGUCUUGUGGAGUAUUCUUCGAGAUUCGCGAGAGACACUAGCAGAAGGUGAUGCCCCAGUCGGAAACCUCACGCCACAUCCACGCCAGCUUUCCCGAACACUAUCCGAUGCAACCAUCCUGUCAGAAUUCGCAACUCCCCGUGGUGCAUCAGACCUGUCCCUUCCCUCAACUAACGCUUCGCCAAGCUCAUCCAUGACAACAUCCUCCAUGCCAUCUUCAUCCACUUCCUCAUCGAGAUCCGACCUCCAACCUGCCCUCGACCAUCUCACAGCCGAAAUCAACCGCCUCCGCCAAGCCUCCGAAACCGUCGCAUCAAUCCGCCGCGCCAUUGACGCACGUGAUAGGGAACGCGAGCGUGAUCGUCCAGCACUGACGCUCGACAACCAACCAAACCGUCCCCCACCCUUGACGGACGAGGAAAUGACCAAGAACUUGGCUUGCCAGAUCUGCUAUUCCCAGUUAGCAAAUAUCGCAGUUUUGCCCUGCGGACACAUGAUUAUGUGUCAGUAUUGUGCAGACGUGGUGAUUCCGGUUAAGCAUUCGCAUUUGCCCGUUGAGAAGUCCAAGUGUCCGAUGUGCAGGAAGGAAGUCAAGCAGAGGCACAAGAUUCACGUUGGGUGUUAGGGGUGGGAGAGAGCAUUUCAAUUUUAGGGAAGGGGGAUAUCAGAGUCUUUGCAUAGGUCUGCCGGGAAUGGAUGGUGAUCUAUUCUUUAUAGAAUUGAGGAGAAUUUACUGCUUGACGAUAGAAGCUGUAGUAACUUAUAUGGCUUCCCCUGCACGUCACAAUGGGAUUCAAAUCGAGUGCAGACCACUCGAGAAAGGAUAUUGCGAUUCUGACAAACAUAAAGAGUGUAAGUAAGAUUAGGAACAUGGACAAAGAACUACGAAAAAUUG